Messenger RNA from Parnassius mnemosyne (clouded apollo), 459 nucleotides. NCBI's taxonomy places the organism in Eukaryota, Metazoa, Arthropoda, Insecta, Lepidoptera, Papilionidae. The record is from the annotation of a GenBank genome assembly.
CUGGUGCACUACGCAAAUUUAUUAGCAGGUUUUGACUACAAUAUAAAACUCAGAAAGACAACAGAACAUGCAAAUGCUGACUACUUUUCAAGAUUAAAUAAGUCGACAGAAACAGAAAAUGACAAUCUGACAGAUGAUGAUGCAUUUUACUUAAAUCAAAUCUCAGAAAUGCCAGUUACACUACAAGAAAUUAGAGAAGCUACUAGAAAAGACCCAGACUUACAAAAGCUCUACAUGGAUAUACAAUCAGGAAACUCCACAAUCAGUCCUGUAAAGAUGAAGGCUGCACCUCUUUCACAAAGUCCUGGAAAGGAACAACUGCCGGUGAAAAAACAACCAGAGCAAGAACCGGCGCAACCUACAUUACCUGGAGAAGUUACUACUAGCAAUAACACACCUGAAAUUGGGCACCGCCGAUCACAAAGAAUAAGAAGGAAACCGGAUCGGCUAAACCUGUAA